Molecule: messenger RNA, 4241 nt
Organism: Actinia tenebrosa (Australian red waratah sea anemone)
Lineage: Eukaryota; Metazoa; Cnidaria; Anthozoa; Actiniaria; Actiniidae
Product: synaptotagmin 1
Biological process (GO): calcium ion-regulated exocytosis of neurotransmitter; synaptic vesicle endocytosis
Cellular component (GO): exocytic vesicle; plasma membrane
Molecular function (GO): clathrin binding; calcium ion binding; SNARE binding
Source: RefSeq, a predicted model, not a curated record
GGAAAACGUAUCGGGAAAAUAACUCUCAAAGUUGAAACGGACUGGUCUAGAAUUGGCGUGUUAUUAUAAACCUGGAUGUUCAUAUGUGUAAGAAUGGUUUACGCUCGGUGUAGUAUCUGAUGGAACAAAGGAUAACUCGUCGAAGGCAAAAUGAAACACCAGUAAAUAAGCGAUUCAAAUGAAAGCGCUCGAAAACCCAGUCGCUGAAAAAGGUAUUUCAAGUUUCAUCUCUUUGAAGAAAACUCAACAUUAAAAUGACUUGAAAAGGAAGGUUGAAAUUAAGAAACUAUAUACAGACAUUCACAACAAAUAGAAUUCAUGAACUAAAUCAAGUACAAGGCAAUUAUGAACAACACCAAUAAACACCAGCCUACAAGGUGGAUGACAAAGCUUCAAAAUCAAAAUCAAAACCAGAGGGAUAGCAAGCAACAGCAACUUCAGUCCCCAGCACAAGUCAAUAAAAACCCAAGUCCAACACCAAGUAUUUCAAUUACAAAGACUGAACAUUCUGGGUCAAUUUUGUCACAAGUGCCCAUAUGGAUUAUAGCAGUAGCUGGACUCGUAGCAGCCCUCGUCAUAAUAUUCUGUAUAUAUUGUUGCUGUUGUCGGAAAUGUGGAAAGAAAGAUAAAAAGGACAAAGACAAGAAAAAUGGCAAAGAAAGAGUGGAUCUUCAGGCUGUGAAGAUAGGCGCCAGUUAUCAAGAAAAAGUACAGCCAUCUAUGGAUGAAUUGGAUUACAAUAGUGAAGACUAUCAUUCUGACGUUAGUUCCGGAGUAAAAAUAGGUCGAAUAAACUUCACUCUCGACUACAGUUUUAAUGACAACACGUUGACCAUUGGAAUAAUAAAAGCUGAGGAUAUUCCAGCCAAGGAUUUUAGUGGCUCGUCUGAUCCUUAUGUGAAAAUUUACUUGUUACCUGACAAGAAGAAAAAGAUGGAGACAAAGGUACAUCGAAGGACGCUCAAUCCUGUCUUCAACGAGACAUUUGUUUUCAAAAACAUCCCUUACAGCGAAAUCACCAACAGAAUUUUACUCAUGGAGUUGUACGACUUCGAUCGAUUUUCCCGCCAUGACCUGAUCGGAGAGGCGAGGCUUCCGCUGAUAGACGUGGAUUUAGCCUCCAGUAUCAAUGAAUGGAGAGUUCUAACUCCUCCCCAUUCCUCUCGCUCUGCCGCUGGGGGCUCAAGAUCUGAAUUAGGAGAGAUUUGCUUUUCGCUUCGCUACGUUCCCACUGCGGGAAAACUACAGAUAACGAUCGUAGAAGCCAAGUCCCUCAAGAGUAUGGAUUUAUCAGGAUACUCCGAUCCAUAUGUGAAGAUCGCACUGGUACAAGAAGGUCGCAAGAUUAAAAAGAAAAAGACGACGGUAAAAAAGCGGACGCUCGAUCCCUACUUCAACGAAACCUUCACUUUCCAAGUCCCCUUCGAAAAGAUCGAACAAUCCUCUCUCAUUAUCUCAGUACUGGACUACGACCGUGUGGGAAGAAGCGAAAUGAUUGGGAAAUGUGUUGUUGGGGAGCUUUCAAGUGGAGCUGAUUUAAGACAUUGGGUGGAUAUGCUGGGAUCUCCGAGAAGAGCAGUGACACAGUGGCACACGUUGCACAAUUAACGUAUCCUGAUGCAAUUAUUAACCCCUAAGAAUCUUUUGCAUGUAUAAAUGUUAGGGUUUUGUUUUCAAAGUUUAUUAUGCAAGAUAGACCCGUUAAGUUUGGGGGCAAUGAUUUUCCAUUUUAGGCCACUUGCGAUGGACUCAGCCUUUUCUGGGAUGGACUCGUAAGGUGUCCAAAAACAAAACAUGUAAGGGAUGGCUUGGUAUAACACAGGGGUGGUAGGGUYUAGUAUGGUAUGGUAUAACAUGAUGUAGCAUGGCAUAACACGGCCUGGCAGGAUAUGGUAGUAAUGCUAUAGUGCAGGUAUUCUUGGAGUGCAUCCACAUGACCAAAAAUCCUUAAAGAUAUAAAUAACAAUGAAACAGCCGCCAUGUUGGUUGAUCUAACAAGAGAAGCUAAUGAGGAAUGCUUUGUUAUCGUCAACCAACAUGGUGAAAAAGGCUCAAGCAUAUCUAAUGCGAUAAAUACAGUAUUUCCGAGAGGUUUAAGAUGGAAAAUCAUAGCAUCCAAUUUAAUGAAUGUAUAAUUUGGGUUUUAAUUUUUAAUGGUUUUUUACUAAUGUAUUUGAUUUUUUAUAUUAUAUUUAUGAUAUGUAAUUAGCAAUAUUACAUGUUUUCUUUGCUGGUCCAAAAUUUUAAAAAAGCAUUUGCUCCCUAAAAAAGGGGCAAAAGGGCUUCAAAAGGGAGUAGUAAUGUGAGAAGUAUGGUAUGUUCUUUUAUGAGGGUGGGAGGGGAGGGAGGGGGUUAAAAGUAAUGUAGCUAUUAAAUAUUUUAAGUAUUAAUAAUUAUUAUUAAUAAUUAUUAUGAGUCUGCUCCUAAGGUUUGCUCAAACUUCACUUUUCAGUUCGUUGGUAUUUCCUGUCCCACAAUAAUCUGUUAAGCACCACUACAGAGAGCCCUCUGCUAUGACAGUAAAUAUGUGUGUCUGAAAAAACAAAACUCUUUUUGACAUUGCUAUUAAACUUAAUAUGUAGCAUUCUUUGCUUAUAGAAGAAGUCUAUUUGUUGGAUACACAAAUAUCUGCUGUUAUAUGCUGACAUAAUAGUCUUGCCUGGGGUCCCUGUACCUUAUUUGGCAAGGAUAACUAUAAGCAUGAAGAUGUUAUUCCUUGUCGCCAUAGCAACUUGGCUUUUUUCUAAAUAAGUAAAAAAGGUACAAAACAAUGUACAGUAUUAAUACUAUACUAAAUCAAAUUAAUAAGAUUAAUAAGAUUGAUGGAAUGUCGCUAGACUAGAUGGGGUGUACUUCCAGAUAUUGAUAUAUGUUUAAGGAUAUCUGGACUAACAGGUCAUAUGAUUUCAUGUUUCUGUGAUUUAAGCAACAGCUAUAUACAGAUAAUCCACCUUUUCCUGCAUUCUAGCUUCUGUCAAACAAAUUUGAAACCAUUUCAGUUAGCAUUUUUUAUACCAAGGCCAAAAUAACUACAAUGUUUUACAGUUGUUGUCAUAGAAACAUGAAAAUACUAGGAAUAAUUCUAGCAAAUGUAGGUGGCAUAGCGGCACUUUGGGUGCCCAAUCCCCUCUGUUUCCUUCUAAACUCCCUCACACAGGCUAUAGCAAGUGAAAAGUAUGCUUUCACACUUCAUAAAAAUGAAGUGAACAUAUUGUGGGUUUCAGCUAGCUUGCUUUAAUUCCAACAUUGCAGGACCAGUGGUUGUAUGAAGGAUGGAUAGCACUAUUUGAUGGAUGAAUCCUAUCCAAUAAUUAAAUUUAUUGGAUAAGCAUAUCAACUUAUCCAUCAAAUAAGUAUUUAACCAUCAGAUAGUGCUAUCCACUCUUCUAACAUACAAGCCUAGGCCUAUAGCUUGCACCAUCGCAAGCAUGAAUAACACAAAUGUAAGCAACUAAUACCCACAAGAAAGAUAACUAAAUAUCGUAGUCAAAAGAUUUAAUGAAUCUUAUAUUAGAUGAAUAUAACAAGAACUUUAUGAGUAUAAGAUGUUUAAAUACAUAUCGUUGACGAGUUAACRAUAUGCUUGGUCAUAAAAAUAAUGGCAAGUACCUGUGAAAAAAUUAUAACGCUGCCCAUGCUUUAGAAAACAUAAAUAUUAUAAUAUGUAAGUCAGGCUCAUAACUAGAUUAGAGUUUGAAGAUAAAGGUUUAUUAUGUAGUCUUGAUAUCAAUUACAAUUACUAACAAGUAUGGACAGAUAAAUGACUAUCAAUGAUCAAAGCUAGGCUUGACAGGUUCGAUAAUGGCGAACCUAGCUAUCACUCAGUAGUGCAUUUCACAUUAGCCUUUAAAAACUAAUGGAGGUAUGGACGGUGCCAUCAUAAAAGGCUGAUUAUUGCCAUUUGUCAAACAAUUGUUGGCCAAUUAACUGCCAUUUGUAGACCAACUGUCAGCCGAUCAACGGCAUUUUGUUGAUUGACUUUCAGCUGAAAAAGAUGAAAGCCUGCCAGUUUUUGCUUGAUUAUAAACUAUCUGAUCAUUAAAGUUGAAUUUCAUUUUUUUACCCUGCAUAAAUACUUAGGCAGCGCACAGUGUUAUUGCUGGUCAUGAAACCAGAUAUGACAUUGAAAGACCUUUGACAAAUUGUAAAAUCACUAGGUAAGUGUGUCAUAAGUACACAUUUGUCACAAAAUCACUAAAUUAAAUAAAAAUGUUUUGUAUCCUGGGAUAAGGAUAGCUGUA